Messenger RNA from Pistacia vera, 2189 nucleotides. RefSeq names its product BTB/POZ domain-containing protein At5g48800. The coding region runs from base 172 to 2016 and encodes 614 amino acids. NCBI's taxonomy places the organism in Eukaryota, Viridiplantae, Streptophyta, Magnoliopsida, Sapindales, Anacardiaceae. The record is from RefSeq and is a predicted model, not a curated record. Gene Ontology annotation, molecular function: protein binding. The transcript has 4 exons.
UUGGACAAUUCUAAUCUAUGGUUUGACAAAGAAAUCUGAAGCUGUUAAUCAACACCAAAAUCUCCAACUUGGUCUUUCCCUCUCUCUCUUCUUCACUAACUUAAUCACUCUUUCUCUUCUCUCUCUUUACACUUGAGUAUUUUUCUCUCUUCCUUUCAUCACUCUCCUUUCAUGGACAACAAGCAGCCUCAGCCGCAGCAGCUCUCCUUGGCCAAGUCUUCGCGCCAACGUUAUAGUGAAUGGAUUUUUCGAGAUGUUCCAAGUGAUAUAACGAUAGAAGUGAAUGGAGGGACGUUUGCAUUACAUAAGUUCCCUCUUGUCUCUCGUAGUGGGCGAAUCCGAAAAUUAGUUGCAGAACAUAGAGAUUCUGAUAUCUCCAGGAUUGAGCUCCUUAAUCUACCAGGAGGCGCUGAAACAUUUGAGUUGGCUGCAAAGUUCUGUUAUGGUAUUAACUUUGAAAUAACAUCAACAAAUGUAGCUCAGCUGUGUUGUGUUUCUGAUUAUCUCGAAAUGACUGAAGAUUUUUCAAAAGAUAAUCUUGGUUCCCGUGCUGAAGAAUAUCUUGAGAGCAUUGUUUGCAAGAACCUGGAAAUGUGUGUUGAAGUUCUGCAACAAUGUGAGAAUCUACUCCCUCUAGCUGAUGAGUUAAGGGUAGUUAGCCGAUGCAUAGAUGCAAUAGCUUCUAAGGCUUGUGCAGAGCAGAUUGCUUCAAGCUUCUCACGCCUGGAGUAUAGCAGCUCUGGGAGGCUUCACAUGAACAGGCAUGCCAAAUGUGAGGGAGACUGGUGGAUAGAAGAUCUUUCCGUUCUUCGGAUUGACUUGUAUCAGAGAGUAAUGACAGCCAUGAAGUGUCGUGGGGUUCGUCCUGAGAGUAUUGGUGUAUCCCUUAUGAACUAUGCCCAGAAGGAGUUGACCAAGAAGUCCAGCUUAUGGAAUCCAUCAAGUCAAACAAAGGUUGAUUUGCUUUCAGGCUUACAUGGGCAUGAACGACAUGUAGUUGAAACAAUUGUCAGCCUUUUGCCAGUAGAGAAACUUGCUGUUCCCAUCAAUUUCCUUUUUGGGCUUUUGCGAAGUGCAGUGAUGCUUGAUUGUGCAGUUGCUUGUAGGCUCGAUCUGGAGAGAAGGAUUGCAUCCCAGUUGGACAUUGCUGCUCUUGAUGAUCUUUUGAUCCCAUCCUUGCGGCAUGCAGGAGAUACCUUAUUUGAUGUUGAUACGGUUCAUAGGAUAUUGGUAAAUUUUGCACAACAAGACGAUAGCGAAGAUGAUAUGGAUGACGCUUCUGUUUUUGAGUCUGACAGUCCUCAUUCACCAUCCCAAACUGCAUUGUUUAAAGUUUCAAAAUUAGUGGACAAUUACCUUGCGGAAAUUGCCCCUGAUGCAAAUCUCAAGUUGGCCAAGUUCAUGGUCAUUGCAGAGACUUUACCAGAACAUGCACGUACUGUCCAUGAUGGGUUGUAUCGAGCCAUUGAUAUUUACCUGAAGGCUCAUCAGAAUUCAUCAGAUUCAGACAAGAAGAGGCUCUGCAGACUGAUUGAUUUUCAAAAGCUCUCACAAGAAGCUGGUGCACAUGCUGCUCAAAAUGAACGCCUCCCACUCCAGUCUAUAGUUCAAGUUCUCUAUUUCGAGCAGUUAAGGCUCCGCAAUUCCUUGUGCUGCUCUUAUCCUGAUGAAGAUCACAAGCCAGUGCAUCAGUCAUGGCGGAUCAGCAGCGGUGCACUCAGUGCAGCAAUGUCUCCACGAGACAACUAUGCAUCAUUAAGGCGAGAAAACAGAGAGCUAAAACUUGAAUUAGCUCGUUUACGGAUGAGGUUAAAUGAUCUAGAGAAAGAACACGUUUGUAUGAAGAGGGAUAUGGAAAAGUCUCAUUCUCGUAAAUUUAUGAGUUCUUUCUCAAGGAAGAUUGGUAAGCUGAGUUUCUUUGGUCAUAGUUCUUCAAGGGGUUCAAGUUCUCCCUCAAAGCAUUCUUAUAGAACAGAUUCUAAGGUGAUUGAAAGAACAUGUGCAAGCACAGAUUAGGCAAUUCAGGUUACCUAGAAUCUUUUCUCUGUAUUUGUCAUGUAACUGCUAGCCAUGCUCUUGAUGACCACGUUAUUCUCAUUAAUUUCCGUUUGCCCUCCUUGUAUAUGAGUUGCGAUGCUUUGGGUUAGCAAGACUGGGGCUCUUUUUGAAUACAAACUAUGGUUUUUGGG